UCUGGGAAACACGUGUGAAAAAUAAAACUACGAAAUUAUUUUCAAUCAUGGCGGACAGUGGAGCCGAAGAAGAGCAAACUCCAGCCCAAGAUAAUGUGGUCACCAAGUACAAAACCAUCGGCGACAUUGUUAAUAAUGCAUUGAAGAAAGUGGUUGAGAAGGCUGCUGCAGGGGAAUCUGUGCGGUCGCUAUGUGAGCUUGGGGAUAGCUUCAUCCUGGAGGAGACCAGCAAGAUCUUCAAAAAGAUCAAGGACUUGAAGAAAGGUAUUGCAUUCCCCACCUGCCUGUCGGUCAAUAACUGUGUAUGCCACUUCUCACCGCUCAGGAGUGAUCCUGACGUCAGCUUAAAAGACGGAGAUGUUGUCAAAAUUGAUAUGGGUGGUCACAUUGACGGUUUCAUUGCUGUUGUUGCUCAGACGAUUGUCAUUGGUGCGUCUGCCGAUAACAAAGUUAUGGGAAGGAAAGCUGACGUCAUACAGGCAGCGUACACCUGCUCUGAGGCUGCCCUCAGAAAGAUCAAACCGGGAGUCCAGAAUUAUGACAUCACCAAGUUGUUUCAGACGAUAGGUGAGUCGUUUGAGUGCCAACCGGUGCAGGGAAUGUUAUCCCAUCAACUCAAGCAAAACACCAUCGAUGGAGAGAAAUCAAUCAUCCAAAACCCAACGGAUGAUCAAAGGAAAGAACACAAGGCAUCAGAGGUGGAGGUUCAUGAGGCGUACGCCAUCGACGUCCUCAUCUCAACCGGUGAAGGGAAAGGGAAGGAGAGAGACACGCGUACCACGGUAUUCAAGAAGACUGACGUCGUCUAUAAUCUCAAGAUGAAGACAGCUAGGGUGCUGUAUAGUCAGGUGGACAGCAAGUUUCAAAACAUGCCAUUUACUCUCAGGGCUUUUGAUGAGGAAGGCAAGGCACGCAUGGGUGUGGUGGCGUGUACCACCCAUAAACUAUUUGAGCCCUACCCAGUCCUGUAUGAGAAGGACGGAGAGUUUGUUGCUCAGUUUAAGUUCACCGUUCUCGUCAUGCCCACCGGCCCGCUAAGGAUCACCCAGGGGGCACAUCAUCCGGAGUUCUUCAAGUCGCAAUUCUCCGUCAAAGACCCAGAAAUCAAGGCUUUGCUCUCACUGUCCGCCAAUCGCAAAGCGGCCAAGAAGAAGCGAAAGAAGGCGGCCAGCAAAGCGGCUGAUGCAGCAGAGGCAGCCGAAGAAGAGGCACCAGACCUAGUAGAAGACAGCAAGUGAGCGAACCUUCCCUCCCCCUUCAUGUCUCAUCUAGCUCCUCCCCUUAUUGGGGCCUCACCACACAAAUGUUAUCAUAAAGGAAGAAGUGUCAUAAAGGAAGAAAGGUCAUAGUAUGCAAGAGCAGGGUGAUUCGCCGAAGACAGAGGAUGGCCAAAACAUUGGCCAACAGGAAUUCAUUUUAGGAUUGGGUGUGGGUGUUAAGGAUUGAUUUUAUUUUUGUCUUAAAGUAUAUCUGACAAGAAUACACAACAUGAGUGUAAUGGAUAUUUUCAUAUUGGUUUUCAUAUGCAUUAAAAACAGUUCUGUGUUUAAAUCACAGAUUUGAAAUUGUGAUGAAUAUAAGAGGGGAACUAGUCCAUAAGCAUCAGGUUUUUUUUCCAGUAUCAAGUUUGUAAGUGCAGUUUCCUUCCUAAUCAUGGAGUUAAAGAGGUUGUGGAAUGCUCGAAGACAUUUCCGUCAUUUUUCGGGUAUAUGUAGCCUAAGGUGUGAUGAAAUAAAAAUG
Molecule: messenger RNA, 1740 nt
Organism: Patiria miniata (bat star)
Lineage: Eukaryota; Metazoa; Echinodermata; Asteroidea; Valvatida; Asterinidae
Product: proliferation-associated protein 2G4-like
Exons: 9
Coding region: 48-1238 (396 amino acids)
Source: RefSeq, a predicted model, not a curated record